Eurytemora carolleeae is the source of this 863-nucleotide messenger RNA. RefSeq lists its product as uncharacterized. The coding region runs from base 111 to 791 and encodes 226 amino acids. The transcript is spliced from 5 exons. The record is from RefSeq and is a predicted model, not a curated record. Lineage: Eukaryota; Metazoa; Arthropoda; Copepoda; Calanoida; Temoridae. Gene Ontology annotation, molecular function: structural constituent of ribosome. Gene Ontology annotation, biological process: mitochondrial translation. Gene Ontology annotation, cellular component: mitochondrial small ribosomal subunit.
UUUAACUUUGAAUCGGUGAUUUAAAUUUGAACCGGCAGUAGGUAGAUCAGUCACGUAGCUCAAAUUCAUUAAAUUCGAUCCUUGAUUGUAAAAAACUACGGGAGGAAACUAUGCCCUUCUCUACAAAUUACCAAUUCACGAAUAUAAAAUGGUCAAAUUCACGAAUACCUUCUUCUGUGGUUUGGAUACCGGUAUUUGAUGUUUAUGUCGAAAAUAAAUAUCUAACUUAUGUAAAUCUGCUAGUGACAAGUAUUAAAAUUUCGGGGAUUUUCUUUCAGAACAAGAUGGCCGGUGUGUUGAAGAACUGUAUAGUCCUGGGACAGGUAGUUCCUUCAACCUUGAAGAACGCUGUCAAAGUCAAGGUUCCCUUCUUCAUAUUUGACGAGAACUUGAAGGCCUACUUCAAGAAGACUGAAGAUAUUAUUGCAGAAGAUUUUAGGGAAACCACAUUUUUAAGAUUCAUUGAAUCUGGAUUCAGCCUAUACCCCCUUUCAUUUUUCCUUUACUGUCCCUUUAAGGUUAAAAAAGAGAUAACACACCGAGUACUGGAGACGGUCUUUAAACUGGGAGAUAUUAAGGAUCCUAUAUCUGGAGAGCUGGUGGUAGGAAACCAGUAUAGAUCUAACAGAGAACAGAUUGAUAAACUAUAUGGGAUGAAGAAAAGAAACUUUGAUUAUAAAUCUGCUCCCGAGAGAGGAAGAUUGGAGGGAACCAGGGACUUCACAGAUAAACCUGUUUACAGGAAAUGGAAUAAGUUUGCAAAAGAAGAUCCGUACAGCAUAAAUAACUAGUCAUCUCAUGUCUCUGUAGAUAUUUAAUAAUAAAAUCAAAAUUCAAUAUAAUUAAUGCAUUAUUUCAGAAAA